UCGCACGUGGUAAGGAGUCUUUAUUAGCGCCUUCGCUGAAGACUUCCCGUCCAGUCGGUUCCUUGUCACAGGCCUCUUUGGUCCUUUGUAGCAUCGCUCUGACCUGUAAGACUAACAUCCAUCGGAAUCACACCGACCGCAGACAUGGUGAAACUAGCCAAGGGUGCAAAAACGCAAAAUAAACCAAAGAAGGCUGCUCCACCACCACCAAAAGAUGUGGAUGAUAGUGAUGAAGAGGACAUGGAAGAAGAUAGCAGCAGUGAAGAGGAGGUUGAAGUCCCUGUGAAGAAAACCCCUGCAAAGAAAGCAGCCACUCCAGCUAAACAAACACCAGCAAAGAAAGCUGCCACUCCAGCUAAAGUGGCAGUCACACCAGGAAAAAAAGGAGCUACUCCAGUAGGCACAAAAAAUGGCAAACAGGCAAAGAAGCAGGAAAGUGAGGAUGAAGAAGAAUCUGAUGAAGAAUCCGAAGAGGAACAGAAGCCGGUUGCCAAGAAACCUGUAGCCAAAGUAUCUGUAGCUGAAGAGGAUGAUGAUGACGACGAAGAUGACGAUGAGGAUGACGAAGAUGAUUCUGAGGAAGAAGUCAGUGCCAAAAAGCCAGUUGCCAAAAAACCUGUUGCAAAGCCUGUGGUAAAGAAGCCGGCAAAGAAAGAGGAAUCUGAGGAUGAAGAUGAGGAAGAUUCAGAUAUAGAAAUGGAAGUAACACCAGUUGUUGCAAAAGGAAAGAAAGCUGCCCCUGUCAAAGCAAAAGAAGAGUCUGAUGAUGACGAUGAUGAGGAAGAUGAUGAUGACGAUGAGGAAGAUGAUGAUGAGGAAGAAGAAACUGUAAAAGAAUCUGGUAAACGUAAAAAAGAGGCCCCAAAGAAGGCUGUCCCAGAGAAAAAGCAGAAAACUGAGGGAACAGAAGGUCUCUCCGUAUUUGUGGCAAAUCUGAACUCUGCUAAGGACUUUGAUGAAUUAAAGGAGGCUCUUAGAGUGUUUUUCACAAAGAAAAGCUUAACUGUUGAGGAUGUCCGCAUUGGUGCAUCAAAGAAAUUUGGAUAUGUGGAAUUCUCAUCUGAAGAAGAGGUGGAAAAGGCUUUAAAAUUCAAUGGGAAGAAAGUUCUUGGUUUUGAUAUGAAGCUGGAUAAAGCUAUGGCCUUUGACAAGAAUAAAAGUGCAGAGGUCAAAAAAGAGAGAGACUCAAGAACUCUGUUUGUCAAGAAUAUUCCAUACAGCACAACUUCUGAGGACCUGCAGGAAAUCUUCGAAAAUGCAAAAGAAGUUAGACUUCCAAGUGGGAAUGAUGGAUCAAGCAAAGGUAUUGCUUAUGUAGAAUUCAACAGUGAAGCAGAGGCAGAUAAAGCUCUUGAGGAAAAACAAGGAACUGAGAUUGAUGGGAGAGCUAUAUUCUUGGACUUCACAGGAGACAAGAGUCAAAACAGUGGAGCAAGACGAUCUUCUGGUCCUGGAGGAGAUUCCAAAACCCUUGUUGUGAACAAUCUUGCCUACAGUGCUACAGAAGACAGUUUACAGGAAGUCUUUGAGAAAGCAACAUCAAUUAGGAUACCACAGAACAAUCAGGGAAGACCUAAAGGCUUUGCAUUCAUAGAAUUUUCAACUGUGGAAGAAGCAAAAGAUGCCAUUGAAUCCCUUAACAAUACAGAAAUUGAAGGAAGGACUAUUCGACUUGAGUUUAGUACCGGAGGUGGCCCUCAAGCUGGUGGCAGAGCUUCUGCACAGACAAAGACACUUUUUGUCAAAGGCCUUUCUGAAGACACCACAGAGGAAACUUUAAAGGAAGCAUUUGAUGGCUCCAUAAACGCAAGAAUUGUGACCGAUCGAGACACUGGAGCAUCCAAGGGAUUUGGCUUUGUAGACUUCUCUUCUGCUGAAGAUGCAAAGGCUGCCAAAGAUGCAAUGGAGGAUGGUGAAAUAGAUGGAAGCAGAGUCACUCUAGAUUUUGCAAAACCCAAAGGUGACGGCCAGAGAGGAGGGCGUGGAGGAUUUGGAAGAGGCGGUUUUGGCGGCAGAGGUGGUGGUGGUCGUGGUGGGUUUGGCGGCAGAGGUGGUGGCGGCCGUGGAGGAUUUGGUGGUAGAGGAAGAGGAGGAUUUGGAGGUAGAGGAGGAGGUGGAGGAUUCAGAGGUGGAAACCAAGGGAAGAAGAUAAAGUUUGAUGACUAAACAGUUUGAUUCCCCUUCAAACCUUAAGCCAUCUCCCUUAAAUGAAAGGACUCUGAGGUCAAAAGGAGACUUUGGGUUUCCUUCCCCAAACCAGUCUAACCUUGCCAGAGCCUUCUGUUUGGACAUUCCAAAGUGGAGACUUAAUUUGUUCUGCUACCACCUGGAUGCAAAGUCAUUUCAUGGAAGAUGUGUGACUGCUUGACUAUACUUAUACAGACUUUCUUUUUGUUUCUUUGUUUUUGAUUUUUUUUUAGUGUGCGAGAAGAGACCCUGUCCUGAACCUGUCAAAUUAAUGUUUUACCAACUGUAAAAAAAGAAAUUUCCUUAUUGAAUCCUGUAGUAUUUUGCUGUAAAUGCAGAAUGUUAAUGAUUUGUGCUUAGACAGCCUGUCUUCGAAUUAAAGGACCUCAUCUGGUUACAUUAUUUUUAUUUACAA
Messenger RNA from Pelobates fuscus (common spadefoot toad), 2602 nucleotides. It is a transcript of the gene NUCLEOLIN, whose product is annotated as nucleolin. The transcript has 16 exons. Bases 145 to 2166 code for a protein of 673 amino acids. The record is from RefSeq and is a predicted model, not a curated record. Gene Ontology annotation, molecular function: mRNA binding. Lineage: Eukaryota; Metazoa; Chordata; Amphibia; Anura; Pelobatidae.